Molecule: messenger RNA, 1728 nt
Organism: Purpureocillium takamizusanense
Lineage: Eukaryota; Fungi; Ascomycota; Sordariomycetes; Hypocreales; Ophiocordycipitaceae
Exons: 2
Coding region: 1-1728 (575 amino acids)
Biological process (GO): carbohydrate transport; transmembrane transport
Cellular component (GO): membrane
Molecular function (GO): carbohydrate:proton symporter activity
Source: RefSeq, a predicted model, not a curated record
AUGGGCGUUGACGGGCGCUGCCUCCUCAAGGGCUCCGUUGUCGCCUCCUACCUCUUGGCCGUACUUGCCGCAUCGCCCAUCAUGACCAUUUUGGCCCUCAAGGAGGAUCGGCCGACGCCCAAGGCCGUCUACAACUGGCGCGUCUAUGUCUGUGCCGCCACCGCGUCGUUUGCCUCGUGCAUGAUCGGAUAUGACUCGGCCUUUAUCGGCACCACGCUCGCCUUACCCUCCUUCACCGCCGAAUUUAAGUUUGCCCAGUACUCGGCAUCAGAUCUGUCCCUGCUCAAGUCAAACAUUGUGUCCGUCUACCAGGCGGGCGCCUUCUUCGGCAGCUUGGCGGCCUUUGCCUCGAGCUAUUUUUGGGGGCGGCGCAAGUCGCUGCUGCUGUUCGCCGCCAUCUUCAUGGUCGGCGCUGGCAUGAUGCUGGGGGCAACGGGAGAUCGUGGGACGGGACUCAUCAUCGGCGGGCGCGUCCUGGCCGGGUUCGGAGUGGGCGGCUGCUCCAACAUGACGCCCAUUUACAUUUCGGAGCUGUCCCCGCCUGCGGUGCGUGGCCGGCUUGUCGGGCUGUACGAGCUCGGCUGGCAGAUUGGCGGUCUCGUCGGGUUUUGGAUCAACUACGGCGUCAACACCACCAUGGCGCCGAGCCGGUCGCAGUGGCUUAUCCCUUUUGCUGUGCAGCUGAUCCCCGGUGGGCUGCUGCUCGUCGGCGCGCUGCUCAUCCCCGAGUCCCCACGCUGGCUCUUUUCCAAGGGCAAGCGCGAGGAGGCCAUCAAUGGUCUCUGCUGGAUGCGCAACUUGGAUAGAAACGACAUUUACAUGGUGGAAGAGAUCAGCUACAUCGACGACGACUUGGAGCGCUACCGGCGAGAGGUGGGUGCCGGAUUCUGGAAGCCGUUUCUCUCACUCAAGGAGAGGAGGAUCCAGUGGAGAUUUCUGCUCGGCGCCUUGCUUUUCGUCUUCCAAAACGGUUCCGGCAUCAAUGCCAUCAAUUACUACAGCCCCACCGUCUUCCGCAGCAUCGGUGUUCGCGGCACCAACACCAGCUUCAUGACGACGGGCAUAUUCGGAGUCGUAAAGACGGUCCUGACCAUCAUCUGGCUUCUGGUUCUCAUCGACCACGUAGGCCGCCGCAAGCUCCUUAUGAUUGGGGCAGUUGGCGGCUCGCUGUGCAUGUGGUUCAUCGGAGUGUACGUCAAACUUUCCAGCGUCAGUGCCAACCAGAGCAAUAGCGGCGGGCUGUCGUCUGGAGGCAUUGCCGCCAUCUUCUUCUUCUACCUCUGGACGGCGUUUUACACUCCGUCGUGGAACGGCACGCCGUGGGUCAUCAACUCGGAAAUGUUUGACCAGAACACGCGGUCCCUGGGCCAGGCCAAUGCGGCGGCGAACAACUGGUUCUGGAACUUUAUCAUUUCGCGGUUCACGGAGCAAAUGUUUGACGCAUGGGGCUACGGCGUCUACAUGUUCUUCGCGUCGCUCAUGAUCAUCUCGGUCGUCUUCGUCUUCUUCUGCGUCCCGGAGACCAAGUCGUUGCCGCUCGAGGCCAUGGACCGCUUGUUCAAGACGAAGCCGACGUGGCGGGCCAACGAGAUGCUCAUGCAGGAGCUGCAGAUGGAGGAUGCCGACUUUCGCAACAAUGCGCGAGGCGUCGUCGGGUGGGACAAGGAGAAGGCCAGCGGUGCGGAGCAGAUUGAGUCGCGGGACAGCAUGACGGCGGUUACAAAGUAG